Molecule: messenger RNA, 1595 nt
Organism: Saccostrea echinata
Lineage: Eukaryota; Metazoa; Mollusca; Bivalvia; Ostreida; Ostreidae
Exons: 9
Coding region: 157-1491 (444 amino acids)
Biological process (GO): signal transduction
Source: RefSeq, a predicted model, not a curated record
GUUAUACUCUUACAUUGCAAACUGGAAACGGUAUACGUUCCGGAAAUGUGAUUGAGCCCACCAGUGUAAGUGCCAUUGAACAGCCAUCAACAUCAGUGUUACGGAGUACAGAAGGUAGUUUUGAAAAUCAGGCCAAACUUUACGUACCCCGUCACUAUGGUAACCAGACUGGACUCAAAAGUUAACUGUGAUGUCAUGAUCAGUUACCAAAAAAAUGACUUGGAAUUUACUUGCAAAUUAGCAGAAAAGUUUGAAGAGCAAGGAUGGAAGGUUUGGUUUGCGGACCCUAAAAUGGAGCACCGCAUAAUGGUCAACCAAAAAGGAGAAGCCAUCCUCUCAUGCAAGGUGUUUGUAACUGUGAUCACAGACACUUCCGCCAAAGACACCCAGUGUCAGGAUGAGUUAGCGCUGGCUUAUAUAUCCAACUCCUCCGUAUUCCCAGUCAGUCUGAAGAAAUACAGGGAAAUCGGUCCAAUGCUUGAUGGAGGAAUGAAGUUAAUGUUGGCAAAGAUCAACUGGACAUUCUUUUUCAAAGAAGAAUUAUUUGAGCAGAAUAUGCCAGCUUUGUUGAGUUCCAUAGGGAGGGUUAUUGAUGAAAAGACAGAAGAAACGGCAGCUCCGGAGUCAUUUGAUGAUGGCACAAUUCAGUUCCAUGGCAUGAAUAUAAAUGUCCAUGACAAAUUAAAUGUCGAUUCUGAGGGAGAGGAUGAAGAUGAAGGGGAGUCCUCAGGUGAUAAACCCCAACACAUCCAGAAGUCGGACUCCAGCAUGCUCAGCUAUGAUUUCUGGGAUAGAGCCUUUGGUGACAAGACUGAAGUGACCUGGGUGGAGUUUAAGAAGAAGUUUGAGGCUGAGUACAAGGAAAAGAUUGUCAAGACAUACACAGAGGAAGAAUGUAAGCUGUUUUUGAACUUGAUCUACAAAGACAUAUUUAUGCUGAACAAAUCCAUGAAGAAAGCCACCUAUGACCAGUUCUGUGAGGGAAACCCCUCUGCUGAUCCCCACAGGUUCUACCACAGACUGGCUCAGUAUGCCAAGGGAUAUCACGCCAUGAGAGAAGUCUUCAAUAUGGAUAGUACACUGAGGCUUAUCACCAUACAGAAGCUAGGAGAGUUCUGUUUCCCAGCUGUCAUCAGUGGACUCACAGACAUGUUAAAGGAUGAAGAUGCAAACAUAAGAGCAAUAGCCACAAUAGCCUUGGCAAAGUCAGGAAGAGCACAGAAGACCACUGUAGAGAAGAUAAUUGGGAUGUUAGAGGAUGUUGACAGACUGGUCAGAGAGAGUGCCUGUCUAGCACUGGGAUACCUAAAAGCAGGAGGAAAAAGUGAACAAGCAGUUGCAGAUCGAUGGAGGAAUGAUCCCAUUAAAUCUGUGAGAGAAGCAGCAGAAAUAGCACUGAAACGAAUGGGAGGAGAUCUGGCCAAAAAGUGUAUCCAUAUCACAGACGUUCUGUCCUCAGAAAUGCAGUUCCUAAAGACUCCUAUAUCCUAAUGGUCUAUCAACUACACAGAGAAAUUAACUAUGGCGCAGAAUUCACUUUCCUUUUUAACCUGUUUAACUAAACUAUGGUGUACCGGUAAUUUAUUACAAAUGAG